CCAUUCAGAUCGGCUAGUGGUUGAUUAUGUGUUAGCGCUUUUUUGUUCUUUGUAUACAUCAACUUUAAAGUUACAGAUUAUUUGACUAUUGAAAUAUGGAAGUAUCUGGAAAGAAACUUCGUAAAUAUUGUAAAGCUUGUGAGCAAUGUAAGGCAUCAACAUACUCGGAUGGUUUUUGUUCACAAUGUGAAGAAGAAAUGUGUCAACGAUGUUUUGAUACACAUAAAAAAUGGAAGCUAAAUCGGGGGCAUAAACUGGUUCCAUCUGUCGGGGCAACAUCUAAUAUAGGUGAAACACCAACGUUUGAUAAUUGUUGUAAACAUCUAAACGAGCCUAUUAAAUUUUUCUGCCCGGAACAUGGCCAAGCUGGUUGUGGCGAUUGUAUGGUAAUUUCCCAUAAAAGUUGUAAAGUAGAGUAUAUACUUGAACAUAUCGAUAAAUAUAAAGACGGUAAACAGUUCAAAAUGUUGAAGAAGGACAUAGAAACAUAUGACGAUGAAGCAAAAUCUCUAUUAGGAAGCAUCAGGCGCAACAAGGACCAUGUGAAAGAUGUCAACAAAAAGUUUGCCCUUGACGUCCAAUUGUUCAGGGAUGAAAUUAUUUCACAUAUCACAAAACUUGCCGAUGCCAUGCUUAAAUAUGGAGAUGAUAUAAUGGCAGCAGACAUGAAAAAGAUCGAAAAUCUAGAAAGAGAAAAUAAAAGCCUAGUUGAUGAAACAAAUGGUAUGAGAGACACAUUACAAUCAGAAGCUGAUCAGGCUUACAAAUUGUUCAUCAGUUCCUUGUCCUACAGACAAAAUCUCCAUCUCGUCCGAGACCAGCUAGAAAGAAUCAAAGCGAACAAUACGAUCGAAACGUACGACUUCAUGCCUGACUGCAAUCUCGAACAGUUGAUGAAAACUUGUAAACAACUAGGAGUGUUACAUAAGCCAAACGAAUCUGGUGCAGCAACACCAGUGGCAAAGCCGUCGCUAGACAGACAACUUGUUUGCAAAAACCUAAUCAUUGACGGAUACUUUAUCAGUUAUGCUGAAAAAUCAAAAGGCGACAUUGGUUUAUUUAUUGACAAAUUUGCAUGGUGUCAUUGUGGCAGUUUUGAAAUCGAGAUAAUGAGCAUUGGUAGAGGCGGAGCUAUAGGUAACAGUUUAGAUACUAUAAUGUUCGAUUCAAAUGAUACUUGA
This is a messenger RNA of Ruditapes philippinarum (Manila clam), 1181 nucleotides long. RefSeq names its product E3 ubiquitin-protein ligase TRIM33-like. Gene Ontology annotation, molecular function: ubiquitin-protein transferase activity; zinc ion binding. Gene Ontology annotation, cellular component: chromatin; nucleoplasm. Bases 96 to 1181 code for a protein of 361 amino acids. Gene Ontology annotation, biological process: positive regulation of DNA-templated transcription. The record is from RefSeq and is a predicted model, not a curated record. NCBI's taxonomy places the organism in Eukaryota, Metazoa, Mollusca, Bivalvia, Venerida, Veneridae. The transcript is spliced from 4 exons.